AUGUGUCGAUUUCUUGUAUACAAAGGAAGAAACGAUAUCCUCCUCAGCAAGCUCAUAACAGAACCAAGCCAUUCCAUCCUAACCCAAUCCUAUGACUCCCGCCUGAGACUAGACACCCGCCGCCCCGUGAACGGUGACGGCUUCGGCGUAGGCUUCUACACCGCCCCUGCCCUGGGCCCAGACCCAUGCAUCUUCACCUCCACCCUCCCCGCCUGGAAUUGCGAGAACCUCGAACGCCUCGCCUCUAAAACAACCUCGUCCCUCGUCUUCGCGCACGUGCGCGCCACAACCGAAGGCGCCCUGGCCGACAACAACUGCCACCCCUUCCAGCACAACACGCUCAUGUGGAUGCACAAUGGCAAUCUGGGCGGGUGGAAGCAUAUCAAGCGGCAGCUGGCUGAUUCGCUGGCUGACAAGUGGUAUCUGGGCGUCAAAGGAGGGACAGAUAGCGAGUGGGCAUUCGCCCUGUUUUUGGAUCUGAUGGAGAAGGAAGGGCGGGUUGAUCCCAGCUCGGCGCCCGAGGGGGGCUUUGGGCACGCGCUGCUCAGGGAAGUUAUGGGCAAGACGAUUCGGAGGAUUAACGAGUUUAUUGCGGCGAUUCCGGAGGGGUGUGGGGUUAUGGAUGUUGAGAGGAGGAGUUUGCUGAAUUUUGCGGUUACGGAUGGGCAUACUGUUGUGUGUACGAGGUAUGUUAGUAGUAAGACCGAUGAGGCGGCGAGUUUGUAUUUUUCGUCUGGGACAAAGUGGAAGGAGGGUCGGACCAAGGGGCAUUUCAAGAUGGAGAGGCAUGAUAAGGGGGCCGAUAUUGUGUUGGUGGCUAGUGAGCCAUUGACAUUUGAGAGACAUAACUGGGUCACCGUUCCCACCAACUCAAUGCUCACAAUCCACAAGCAAAACGUCCUUAUCCACCCGAUCAUUGACGAAUUCUACGACGAUGACCCAAACCAUGACCGCUCCGCCGGAUUCGCCGUCUCCAAGGGCCUCGUCAGCAAAGCACCGGGUACCACGGUGGUUCCGGACAGUAACCUCUCCAAGAGUCCGCCUAUAUCAGCAGCUUUUACUCCUGCUGAUACGCCCGGUUUGAUCCCGAGAAGGGGCACGCAGGGCCCUAAUAAUAAUGACGGUCCCAUGUUGGAUGAAUUGGACCAGAAGAUCAGACCGGUUCAGCUUCGAGCUUGA
Messenger RNA from Paracoccidioides brasiliensis Pb18, 1179 nucleotides. Its product is annotated as glutamine amidotransferase subunit DUG3. The record is from RefSeq and is a predicted model, not a curated record. The transcript has 4 exons. The coding region runs from base 1 to 1179 and encodes 392 amino acids.